ACAGUCGUCUGCUCCCACAACUCUCCUCUCGCCACUCUACUCCAACCUUCCUGUCCUGUCAACAAUGGCGUCCAGGGCGCUCCUUCUCUGCUCUUUCGUCGUUCUCGCCUUCGCGGCUGGAUCGCAGGCCAAGGACUUCAUCGUCGGCGGCCCCACUGACGGGUGGAAGGUGCCGGCGAUGUCAGACGCGCUCAACAAGUGGGCAUCGGCCAACCGUUUCCACAUCGGCGACAACCUCGUGUUCAAGUUCAACGCCGCGGCGGACUCGGUGCUAGAGGUCAGCCAGGACGACUACAACCGCUGCAGCACGGCCAGCCCCAUCAACACCUACAAGGCCAGCGACGCCACCGUGCCGCUGCCGCGCUCCGGCCGGCGCUACUUCGUCAGCGGCACCCCCGGGAACUGCGACAAGGGCGAGCGCCUCAUCGUCGUCGUCAUGUCCGAGAAGCACGGCCGCCGCCCCGGUUCUGCGCCCGUCCCGGCUGCCGCGCCCGCUCAGUCCCCGCGGGCCGCCGGGCUCGUCCACGUGCCUGCCCCUGCCCCGGCGCCCGCGCCGGCUAAAGGUGCCGCCGCGAGGACGGCAGGCAGCGGUUCCCUGCUUCUCGGCGCUCUCCUCGGAGCCGCGCUCCUUGGGUUCUGA
Molecule: messenger RNA, 640 nt
Organism: Lolium rigidum
Lineage: Eukaryota; Viridiplantae; Streptophyta; Magnoliopsida; Poales; Poaceae
Product: early nodulin-like protein 3
Exons: 2
Coding region: 65-640 (191 amino acids)
Cellular component (GO): plasma membrane
Molecular function (GO): electron transfer activity
Source: RefSeq, a predicted model, not a curated record